Amoebophrya sp. A25 is the source of this 1765-nucleotide messenger RNA. Lineage: Eukaryota; Dinophyceae; Syndiniales; Amoebophryaceae. The record is from the annotation of a GenBank genome assembly.
CUUUCUUGAUGAUCUCUCUCGUCUAUGUGAAGCAAGACUGCUGUGUAAUUUCUAAUGAGCAUCUCUCUCCCUUUCACGUCGCCAAACAAACUGUUGUGGUACUUAUUAUACUUGAAGAACAAGAAUAGAUUUUUGAAUUGCUCGCCGUCCUCGUUUCUCAAAAUGAAGAAGAUAUCUCCAUAUGGGCUCGCUCACGUGGAGAGCUGGCUUACUGCGGAGGGCCAUGGCCCCCAAAUCCGGUGGGACGAUAAGGCAGCCGGCAUUCGGCAGGUUUCAUGCGGGAACUACAGUCUGCAGUACUAUCCAAAAACUCAAGGCCUUGUUUUCUCCGGGGCUGCCGCAGCCGCAGCACAAGCCCGGUUUCUUGCCUUCGUCACUAGAGGAACGCAGGCUGCAGGAAUCAAGACGAACUCCCUGGGAAGUGAAGUCGGAGGAGGAGGCAGAGCUCCGUCAAGUUCUGGAAUCGCAACUGCUGUCGUCAGCAAAGGCGCAAUCUCGUCUGGGGUUGUGGGCAAAUCUACUCAACAGCCGAGUGGUGACUUACCAAGUACAGUUGGGUCUGUGGUGUCAGCGUCAAGGAACUUGAAACGGGCAAACAGUUCCUCACCAACUGCGGAGCAGGAGGGAGAGAGUGCAAAACGGCGGAAAACUAGUGCGCUGGUUUCACAGCCAUCGGGAAGGCAGCGUGUUCUUGAACGGAAAAACGAUACUGGUGGAGGGAAGUAUUACGACUUGUACAUAUAUUUUGACGGCUCGUGUACGGGGAAUGAGAAACAAAGUCAGGCGAGUCGUAAUGCUGGAUUUGGUGUUGCAGUAUUUGGAAAUCCACAGAAACUUCAAGAUUCCCCACAAACGCGAAAGCAGGUCAUUCGCAGCCAUAAAAUCGUGGAGUUGUCAGGACCUGUUGUCGUGCGGUCUGGUGGGCUAGCUUCCUCCUCUUCUUCUAGUGCAAAGACACCGUCGUCCAGGUCGCAGAUAGAAACGCAGAAGCAUGGGCAAAAAACGUUAGGAGUUGACGACGAGGACGACUGUUUUCUUGGCGCAGAGACAAAGAGCAACAAUACAGGGGAGUUGACCGGUUUUGCGGAAGCUUUACUUUGGGUGUGCGCCUUUGGAUCACACCACGUGGGAAGUAGUUCUAGUCCUGCAACUGUCUCUAAGCCGCGUGUCCUGGUGCUGUAUGACAGCGCAUAUGCAUAUAACGUGGGGAUCGGUAAAUGGAAAGCGGAAAAAAAUAAGAAGCUCGUGGCCACCUGUGUCGCUGUGUAUCAACGGGCUGAGACAGUGGCAUGUCAAACCUUGAAUUUCUGGCAUACUAAAGGUCAUAGCGGAGAAGACGGCAACGAGUUGGUGGACUUGCUGGCCCGUCGUGGUGGCGCAGGAAAAACGUUUGCUGCCGCGCCCUUCGGAUGGGGGCGAUGGUGCCCGUCUGCUAUUAGUACCACUACCAUAAAAAACGCUGUUCAGGAAGUCAACGCUUUCGUCCGACAUGCACAGUCGUCAUCCGCUUGAAGAAAGUGUACAACUGCUUUUACAUGCUCAACUUAAUUAGCAAAUCCAAAGAGCCUGAUGAUUCAUGUGACGAAUUGAAUUUGUUUUGCUUGAGACGAGAUUCACUACACUGUGCGAUCUUCUGAUUUUUCGAUCAUGGGAUAUCACACAAGCUGUUCUGAUGUGUUCAUUCAACAUUGAGAAGAGGACAGAGAGUCUCUACUCCGUACGAAGCUGAAAUAUAAGCCAAUGCAACACUACCAAGACCGAGUAU